Molecule: messenger RNA, 1756 nt
Organism: Schizosaccharomyces octosporus yFS286
Lineage: Eukaryota; Fungi; Ascomycota; Schizosaccharomycetes; Schizosaccharomycetales; Schizosaccharomycetaceae
Product: 3-hydroxyacyl-ACP dehydratase Htd2
Exons: 1
Coding region: 582-1484 (300 amino acids)
Cellular component (GO): mitochondrion
Molecular function (GO): (3R)-hydroxyacyl-[acyl-carrier-protein] dehydratase activity
Source: RefSeq, a predicted model, not a curated record
CAUGAAAAUCGAUUUUACCCUCUAAAUAAUUCAUGGUAGAUGUAAGCUCCUUUUCAUUCAAACAGUGAUAUAGUGAAGGUAACCAUUCGCUGUAUUCGCUUAUAAUGGAUUUUAGUGCAAGAGAAAAUAUUCGCAUUAGUAAACAUCCUUCUUAAAAAGCAAUUCACUUAACUGAAUAGAAUAAAAACUUGGAAGACAAGUACUUUCUAUAUAUAGAGCAUCAUUUAGCAGGAAGAGCUGAAAGAUGUAGGGAGGUAUUUCACCAUAAAUUGGUUACACUGUCGGCUGAAGUUUUCAUCCACAGCAACAACACCUAUGGUCUUUGAUCUAUGUAGACGCACCUUAACGUACUAAGAAGGACGAUAACUUUUCAAUAAGUUGAUUCUGCAUUUGGAUAACCUUUUGAAUUCAAAUGCCAACAAAGUAAAGUGACAAACGCCAUCUAGGCUAACUAGUUUUUAUGUUUUUAUGUUUUGUUUUUAGGCUGCAUCUAUUCGAGAAAAAGCUCAAAGUUUACCAGACAAAACUUCUUACUAGUCCAGUUUACACUGAAUUUCGGUAUCGGUUGUCUUCGAUUCUACAUGAACGGUUCCCUGCUCUCGCGGAGAGUUGUGCUAAAAGACUUUCUUUCCCCAAGCCCUCUUCGUAAAUUACAGGCCCUAUUUCAAGGAAAACUUCCAGAACCAGAACCUGAAUCUACCUUUGAUUUACAAAAGUCACCAAUUGUUCAGCCAGCUCAACAUUUCGUAUUCCUAAAUAGCGCUUCCUCAGAAACACAACUAGAUCUGGACGGCUACGAAACUGUAUAUUCUCCAUUUGGAAAGCGGUUGUCUCAUAAGCAUCGUCUUUGGCUGCAUGGAGUUUUGAAGUUUCAUAGACCGCUGCGGUUAUUUCAAGAAGCUGAAUGUCAUGAGGUCGUGCACACAAAACAGGUAGGACAAAAGAUAAACCCCUUGUCUAUUGCUAAAGAAAACGUUUCAAAAGCUGAUACACUUCCUGCACAAGUUCUGAUUGAAAGAAAAAUUUACAACCAACAAAAAGAUUUAUGUUUAGAAGAAGACCGUACCUUGUAUUAUACAAACAAGGAUUAUCUGGUAGAUGAAAAGAAAAUUAUCAGUAAAUCUCCUUCGACAAAGUCAUGGGUAUUUACUCCUACCGAAGUUAUGGUUUUCCGUUUUUCCGCUUUGAUGUUUAAUGCUCAUUUCAUUCAUUGGAAUGGACCAUAUACGAUGUCAGUGGAAAAAUAUCCAAAUCUUAUUGUUCCAGGUCCAUUGCUUAUAACAGCCAUGGCGAAUUUCUUUCGAUAUUCAUACCCAGAACUAAGUACAAGAAUUCGUCAAUUCAACUAUCGUCUUUUGACUCCUAUAUUCGUCGGUACCCCCAUUCGUGUCUGCACAAAUGAUAAUACAUUGGCUGUUUGGCUGGAAAGCAAUUCUACUGUUCAUCCUACAUUGCUAGCAAAAGGAAGAUUUUCACUUGACUAGGGCAUAGUCCAACAGCACUUACGAACUAGUAAUAAACAGAUACAAACAACGGUAUAUUAUAUACGCUUUUCAUCAAUUACCUUUACCAACUACACCAGUAAUUUUUACAAAUAAAUUAUUGUCUCAUAGAGUCGUUUAGCCUAACAAAGUCGUUUCUGGCAUUUUCAUAUUAUUAAAACAAACAAGGAUCUGAAGUUAAUCCAAAAGUGUUUUGAGAUAGGAACUUUCGAAACAACUAACGACAAGAAAAACAAUAAAAGAUGAAGUCCAAG